Lichtheimia ornata is the source of this 1038-nucleotide messenger RNA. RefSeq lists its product as uncharacterized. NCBI's taxonomy places the organism in Eukaryota, Fungi, Mucoromycota, Mucoromycetes, Mucorales, Lichtheimiaceae. The record is from RefSeq and is a predicted model, not a curated record. The transcript is spliced from 2 exons. Gene Ontology annotation, biological process: lipid metabolic process. Gene Ontology annotation, molecular function: phosphoric diester hydrolase activity. The coding region runs from base 1 to 1038 and encodes 345 amino acids.
AUGUUCAUCCGUACAAGCUUCUUGAGCGCAUUACUGCUGGGUUCGAUAUCUUUGGUGUCUGGACAACAGCAAUGCAAUGGUUACAGUGAAUUUUGUUCCAAGCCGUACAACGAAUUGACAUACGUCUUGACGCAUAACUCGUAUGCUUAUGCUGCCAAUCCCGCGUCCACCCAAAUGUGUGCCAUCACCUCGCAGUUGGCAGAUGGCGUACGAGCCCUAAAGUUAUCUGCUGUCAAGGCCGAAAACUCAUCUUCAUCCAUGAACCUAUGUCACACCUCUUGUUCCAUUCUUGAUGCAGGACCAGCUACUGAUACGUUAUCAAAGAUUGCAUCAUGGCUCAAAGACAAUCCCGAUGAAGUGCUCAGCAUCUUUUGGAAUAUUCCCAACCAUGACUUUCAAGCAUCCGAUUUCCAAUCGCCCUAUCAAUCCAGUGGUUUGCUCGACUAUGCACAUGUUCAAGAUGCCAACAACUAUACAUGGCCCACGCUUGGUGAAAUGAUUUCUUCAGGAAAGCGACUUGUCAAUUAUGUUGAAUCGGGUGCUGAUCAAGCGAGUGUCCCAUGGCUUCAUCCUGAAUUUAGCUACAAUUUCCAAACACCCUACGAGAAUUCAAAUGCAUCCGAUUUCAGCUGUACCAUUGAUCGACCUUCUGAUCCUAGCAACCCAUCCGAAAUGAUGUAUGGCAUGAACCACUACUUGUAUGGCAACUUGCCUAUGGGUUCAAACACUAUCCAGGUUCCUCAAUCAGGCUCGGCCAACAAGACCAAUUCGGAGGGAUCAUUGCUUGCCCAGGCCCAAGAAUGUACUCAGACAUUUGGCAGAGCGCCUAAUUUCUUGAUUGUCGACUUUUACAAUCGAGGCCAGACCCUUCAAAUCGCUGCUCAGCUUAACAAUGUCACCUUCCAGAACACUACCGCCUUACAAUGCGAUGCACAAAACACUGCCAGUGAUGAUUCAACAGGUGCAUCGGCCACUUUGGUGGCAGCACCUUUUGUCACUGCCUUGUUCUCUGUGGCCGUCGUCAUGACCUUUUUGUAA